CAACUAAGUUUUUAAAGCUGUGACGCAAAAGGGGCGGGGCUAGGUUCUGCCUGAGAAGCCGAACUCGGGGCAGCAGUUCUCCCCAACGUAUUAGCCGUAGUUAGCAAACAUGAGCGCUUAGAGCUAACGCGUUAACUACCGGCCAAAUCUAAGAAUCAUAGAGUGAGACUGUAACAUCCGCACGUCGCGUUAUUGUGAAUCGGCCUCUUCCUGCGUUCCUGACGGCGGCUCCUCCUUCCAGACUCGACAUGCGGUGACCGACCUGCUCCCAUGUUGCCCUCCACCAGCGCCGCGGUUCGGUCCGCUGUCAAGCUGCUGCCGCGGCGCAGCUGGAGUCCGGGACGUGUCCGGAGUCCGUGCAGAGACAUUUCUGUCCAAGCGGGCAGUUUGAAGCCAAAGAUGGUUCCUCCGCGCUACCUGGGUCAGCCCAGUCCCUUCACUCACCCCCACCUCAUCAAACAGGGUGAAGUGAGCCCAGGUUUGAGCCAGGCAGACUUCGAGCUGCGCAGACACCAGCUGGCUUUGCUUAUCGAGGCGCAGGCAGAGCGGCUCGGACCGUCCGCCUCCUCCUGCACCCACGUGCUCAUCGUUUUGUCCCACGCCACCCACUACAUGACCAACGACAUCCCCUAUCUCUUCCACCAGAACCAGGAUUUCCUCUACCUCACUGGGUUCCUGGAGCCUGACAGUGCCUUGGUUCUUCAUGGGAAAGGACGGCCGGACCAAGCCGUCCUGUUCGUCCCCCGCAGAGACCCGGGACGGGAGCUGUGGGACGGGCCGCGGUCCGGGAAGGACGGGGCGGCUGCUUUGACCGGAAUAGAGAGAGUUCACAGCACUGAAGAACUGGGGGUUGUGCUCAAGAGCCUUAAAGGCUCUCUGCUGUGGUACGACAGUUGUCAGCCUUCGCACCCUCGGCUCCACCGGGUUCACGUCUCCCCUCUGCUGGAGGCCGGGCCGAUGCCGCGCUCCCUCAGGCCCCUCAUCCACUCUCUCAGGGCCCGUAAGAGCGGUGCUGAGGUGGCGCUGAUGCAGGAGGCGGGUCGCAUCACGGCGCUGGCUUUCAGGAAGACGAUGGCUCUGUCCAAGGGGGACGUGGACGAAGCUGUGCUCUUCGCUAAGUUUGAUUUUGAAAACCGGAUCCACGGCGCCAACUUCCUGGCCUAUCCUCCUGUAGUGGCUGGAGGAAAUCGAGCAAAUACUCUGCACUACAUUAACAACAACCAGAUUAUAAAGGACGGUGAACUGGUGCUGCUCGAUGGAGGCUGUGAAUACUUUGGUUAUGUCAGCGACAUCACUCGAACGUGGCCAGUCAAUGGAAAGUUCAGCCCGGCUCAGGCUGAGCUGUACGAGGCCGUGCUGGAGGUCCAGCGCUCCUGUUUGUCUCUGUGCUCCCCGGGCGUCAGUCUGGACCACAUCUACAGCACCAUGCUGGCUCUGCUGGGGCGGCAGCUCCGGCGCCUGGGCAUCGUCAGCGCCAGCACCAGUGACGCCGACCUUCUGAAGGCUGCACGGCGCUACUGCCCCCACCACGUCGGCCACUACCUGGGCAUGGACGUCCACGACACUCCUGAGCUGUCCCGCUCCCAACCUCUGCAGCCAGGGAUGGCCAUCACCGUGGAACCAGGGUUGUACAUCGGUGAGGACAACGACCAGGCCCCAGAGCGCUUCCGUGGCCUGGGCAUCCGGAUUGAGGACGACGUGGUGAUUCGGGACCAGGGAGACGCUCUGAUUCUGUCGGCUGACGCGCCGAAGACCAUCGCUGAGGUGGAGGAGGCCUGUGCCCAGCGGUAGAGCAGGGAUCAGCUGAUCAGCUGAGUGAGCUGUUCUGGGGGCAGGCUGCGUGCUGGGCUUCUCAACGCCAUCACGUUGUCAGGAACUCGAGGCGGAAGCACAUCAAACGAGAAAGAGAAUUGUAGAUGUGAGUCUGAACCAUCUUUUUAACACUUUUGAGGGAGUCAGAUAUAAAAUGUGCUUCCACCCUGAAGGUUGUGAGAUGCUCCUCUUCUUUAAGGGUGAAUUUAAUUGUGUGAUAAUGGAGUCUAAUGCGUAGUGGCUGCUGCUGUAGUCGGGCUGUGGCACAAUCAUGGUGCUGUCAACAGGUGAAACCAAUGCUGAACUAUGAAUCAGAAUCCAACCCUGUUCAAAUGUACAAGGUCUUGGACCCAACAGUAUCAGCGCCACGCUGACCUCCUCCUUCAUGGUUCUGCAGGUAAUCCAGUUCAAAGGUUAUGACAGAGGAACCUGGUGAAUCUGGAAAUCUGAUGCUGCUUACACCGAUCUGUGAUGUGUUUUUGAAGAAUGUACUGACAUCAGUGUGUUGUUCUAUUCAGCAGAAAGAAACUGUUAAAAAGGUCUCAUUCCUCUUA
This is a messenger RNA of Betta splendens (Siamese fighting fish), 2366 nucleotides long. RefSeq names its product X-prolyl aminopeptidase 3, mitochondrial (gene xpnpep3). The transcript has 11 exons. The coding region runs from base 271 to 1791 and encodes 506 amino acids. Lineage: Eukaryota; Metazoa; Chordata; Actinopteri; Anabantiformes; Osphronemidae. The record is from RefSeq and is a predicted model, not a curated record. Gene Ontology annotation, cellular component: mitochondrion. Gene Ontology annotation, molecular function: manganese ion binding; metalloaminopeptidase activity.